Alligator sinensis (Chinese alligator) is the source of this 3853-nucleotide messenger RNA. RefSeq names its product TATA-box binding protein associated factor 8 (gene TAF8). The transcript has 8 exons. NCBI's taxonomy places the organism in Eukaryota, Metazoa, Chordata, Crocodylia, Alligatoridae. Gene Ontology annotation, biological process: transcription initiation at RNA polymerase II promoter. The record is from RefSeq and is a predicted model, not a curated record. Gene Ontology annotation, cellular component: transcription factor TFIID complex. Gene Ontology annotation, molecular function: protein heterodimerization activity. The coding region runs from base 74 to 1054 and encodes 326 amino acids.
CGAUUGGCCGCCGCUCCUUUCAAUCAGAGGGGUGGGCUGCGGGUCACGUGGCUUGGUUUUAAAGGCACAGUGCAUGAUGCUGGUUCCCCAGCAGAGCCUCCCUGGCAGAGGGCACGUGGGGCAGAGCAGGGCGGGGAGUCGCAUGGAUGGAGUCAGGGGCAAGAGGGCCCAGCAGAGGUCGUGUGGCAAAUACGCCACAACCCCCGCAGACAACUAUUACCUGGCUCGGAGGAGGACCCUCCAGGUGGUGGUUAGCUCCUUGCUGACAGAAGCUGGGUUUGAGAGCGCUGAGAAGGCGGCGGUGGAAACGCUGACGGAAAUGUUACAGAGCUAUGUUUCAGAAAUUGGAAGGAGCGCCAAGUCCUACUGCGAACACACAGCAAGGACUCAGCCGACCCUCUCGGAUAUUGUUGUUACCUUGGUCGAGAUGGGGUUCAACGUGGACACUCUUCCUGCAUAUGCCAAGCGCUCCCAGAGGAUGGUCAUCACCGCACCCCCUGUGACAAAUCAGCCUGUGACUCCCAAAGCCCUGACAGCUGGACAGAACAAACCUCAUCCAUCGCACAUCCCCAGCCAUUUCCCUGAGUUCCCAGAUCCUCACACCUACAUCAAAACUCCAACAUACCGGGAGCCUGUUUCGGAUUACCAGGUCCUGCGGGAAAAGGCAGCAUCUCAGAGGCGUGACGUAGAACGGGCUUUGACUCGCUUCAUGGCAAAGACGGGAGAGACGCAGAGUCUCUUCAAGGAUGAUGUCAGCACAUUUCCAUUGAUUGCUGCCAGACCGUUCACAAUACCAUACCUGACGGCUCUUCUCCCCUCGGAGCUGGAGAUGCAGCAGAUGGAAGAAACAGAUUCGUCCGAGCAAGAUGACCAGACAGACACGGAGAACCUCCCCCUCCAUAUGAGCACGGAUGAUUCAGGCACUGAGAAGGAGAAUGCGUCGGUGCUGCAGCAAAAUACAUCCCUGUCUGGCAGCCGCAACGGAGAAGAGAACAUGAUUGAUAAUCCCUACCUCCGGCCCGUGAAGAAACCCAAGAUCCGCCGGAAGAAGUGAGCUGAGGCAGGUUGAUUGCAUGGAGGAGGGAGACCAGCUCUCCUCUGACUGUUCCAGGGAGGUGUCCUCUACUACUGAGGGUUGAGUGGCAAAGGGAAGAUGAUCAUUUUGUACUGAUCCAACUCAAUGCUUCUCUCUUCCUUCUUCCCACUCCUCUGCUUCUCCCCGUUGGCUUGGCAUGGCCAGUGCAGAAGGGGUAGCUAUCGUAGACCACCAGUCUUCAGACCAGACACAGCCCAUCUGCUCCAGAUGUGAUAUUCCUCUUCUUUGUGGGCUGGAUUUACUUUAGGAGGAGCGGCACGAAAGGAUUUUCACUGGUUGCUGCUUCCUAGUGGACUGUGCAGAAUGCAGGGACUUCUGGGCUUCACGGUUCUCUUAUAGACUCCGUGAAAGACGGUCUCUCCCAGCUGUGAGAGAGCAUAAGCUGGGUUCAAAUCUUGUUCAGUAGAACUUCUGUUUGAACCGGAAAUUUGGCUGGAGCAGAGUGCCAGAUUUUAAAAACUUCCCAGAGUUUGGGCUGGCCAGAGACUGGGACAUGAGUUUCACAUCUGGAGUCCACCAUUCCUGGAUUGGGUUUUGGCUCUAUUUCCUAUUUGCCUGUUCAGGAGCAUCAGGGCAGGGUUUGACAAGUGUCAGGACAGGAGGGAGACUUACAAGUAUCCUGUUUAUCCUGGUGUUUAACAGCAAAUUACACAAAACAUUCAUACUAUUGCAGGUCAGUCAGAAAUUUGAUUUCCAUGCUUUCUGAACCAGCAGGUCUGUGAAGUGGGUCCCUUUUUACUCCACAGAUCUACUUCUUGUGUCUUCCCAUGUUAUUUGUGCACUUAUCUGACCAAAGCCCAAGGUGAUCAUCCUCACAUCUUUUAGCUAUGGUGCUGGAUUUUGAACAGCUUCACAUAGCAGCAGCUGAUUUUUACUUUUCAGGCCUUAUUUUCGGAGGAGACCAUACAAUGAGAGGCAGAAAAGCUUAGGUGGAUUCUCAGUUCCUAAGCUAUUUGCAAUGUUGGCAGUUCAGAAUAAACUCAAGAACUAAGGACUUUUAUAUGGUAAACUGAUUGCAUACAUCAGCUAAGGAGAGAAGAAUAAAUAUGGCCCUCAAGGCUGCCACUUCAUGUUUGCUUCUCUGAUUACAGCUGCACUUUAAAGUGCAUAGUGUAGUGUUCAUACCUCUCCACGUAGACUAUUUUCUUGCAGUCAGAACGGCAGGAUCAAGCAGCCUCUUCAGGCUACCUUUCAGUUCUGUUGUUUGUUUCAAUGCAAUACAUUCCUUUGAGAUUCCACCAGCUGUUUGAAAGCUGCUGCAUCUUGCUAGAAUCACCUCAUUUUUCAGUGCUGAUGCCUUUACUUCUCAAGUGGAAAAAUAUGACUAGUUUAAUCAUGAUCAGUGGCCAUGGAAUGAUAAGUCAGCAGUUAAGCCUGCCUGUAGAGGCCCUUACUUCAUUAUCACUUAACAGUUACACAAGCAAAAUACUGAUGGGCUUGCACAGUUUUGACUGAUUAAAGAGACCUCAGUAUAGGUGGUCCACACUGCAAUUAACUAUAUGCACUCAACCAGAGAGCUGCCCAGUGCCAAAGAGCUUUCUUUGAUUUAUGUAGUUGCAAGUCACAAGGCAAUUCCAUGCGUGGUUCCAGCAGCAGCAGAGAUCACAUCUCCUGUUCAUAGAUGAAAAUGCUGCACUGAGGUCAAGACAGUUUACUUCAAAUUUGCCUGACCUCUCCAGGCUCCCUUAUUAAUCAGCUGAUUAUUAUUCUUGGAAGCAUAGAAAGUUCUAACUCCCAAUACAAUGAUCACAGUUGUAUGGAUACAUGAAUUCAUCACAAUUUUUGGCUGGGCUACACCAAAAAAUGUCAUUGCCCAAGACGGAAGAAAAUCAGACAGCUGGCUGAUUAUGUAAACAUAAAAAAAACCAAAACGGGGGGUGUGGGGGAAGAGAAGAACGCAAGAACUUCAGUCAAUAGGAGCUGGAAGCAAAGCACAGACCUUUUUUUCCCUAAGCAGUAUAGGGAAGAAAAGCAGUUUCUGGGGUGAAAAGUAGGAAAAAUCUCAAUCCCACUCAGCUCCAAAUUUGGAAAAUCAGCUGUGGAUGGUCCAUCUUUAUAUUGAAGUUAGAAGUAUUCAGGACUUUCUCAGGCUUCCUAACACCCAGCCUGUUGAGCAUUUGGUCAGGGAAACAGAAGUCAGAGAGCAAUGCCCUUCCUUCUCUCCUUACAGGCUAGUAUCUAUGGUGUUACCCUUUCACCUUUGUCUUUCCUGUUACUUAUGUGUACCCUCCCUUCCCUCAGUGCCUGUCUCUGUGCUGAUAACCAGUAUGUUGAGUCCUUGAACAGUUUGUGAUACUGCCUCAGGAGACCUGAAUUAGUCCAUGAUACAUGCUGCAGACUGGCAGCAUUGGCCUUUGCUGCCCAUUCAUGGAAGAGGCUUUCUGUUCACUCAGCCAACGAAGGGGCAGCGUUUACGGAUGCCGGGGCCUGCUGGUUACAUGAAGAAACCGCCCCAGCAUCUUCACUCCCACCACGUAUCAUCAUAAGACUGCUUUUGGGAGGCAGACAAAGACUCUAUGUGCUGUGGCCAAGAUCCUGGGGAGAAAGUGUCUGUGCUGGGAUUUGCACAGUCCUUUUAGAAACCUCAUCCACUCGGAUUAUCUCCUUGGCCAAAAGCAGUUGUUGUUAUAGUAUCAUAGUUCCUAGGGUCGGAAGGGACCUGGGCAGAUCAUCUAGUCCGCCCCCCUGCCAUGGCAGGAAAGAGUACUGGGGGUCAAACGACCCCAGCAAGAUGGUCAUCUAACCUCCUCUUAAAAA